Acanthosepion pharaonis is the source of this 939-nucleotide messenger RNA. NCBI's taxonomy places the organism in Eukaryota, Metazoa, Mollusca, Cephalopoda, Sepiida, Sepiidae. The record is from the annotation of a GenBank genome assembly.
AUGAAAUCAUUCGUGCUUUUUGCCCUCACGCUGUGCGUGGCUCACGGCGAAAUGAGUCGGAAACUAUUCACGGAAAGAGGCCAGCGUCCCAAAUCAAAACUUGACCAAGGAAGCCACCAUGGGCGCGGGUUCGCCAGUACUGGAAGAUCGAAUCGACAGUUUUUCCGUAAGAAAUUUGGCCACCAAAAAGCUAUUCCAGAAUCGAAACCGUCCAGUCGAAACGUUCGAUCAGUUGUCGUCAAAGAACACAGUUCCGGAUACGGAGAGUAUGUCGCGGGAAACAGUAUUGGCCUUGACCUCGAUUUCAGCUCUGGAUACAGUUCCGGUUCCGGGUCUGGAUCGUUCUUUUCCAUGUCAUUUUGGUUAAACGAUGGAAUUGAAACUGUAGAAACACCAACAAAGGAGAAAAGUAAAAAAAUGAACAACUCUCCUGCGAAAUCUCCGACUCACGCUGAUAGAUAUAACAAAAGAAGCAGUCGAGGUUCGAAUCCGGAUUUCGUUCGGAAGGAAAAAGUUGAAUCACGUAAGUCAAACGCAGGAAUAAUCAGCGUUCUGACACCGCGCAAACAUCAAGUUAAGAGAUCUAUCUUCGAUUUUUUCACUGGAUCUGGAGACACCAGCAGCAGUAGCGGUUAUAGUAGCGAUGAAAGAGAUGAUAUUCUCAGUGAUGUUCAAGAAGGCUCCGGCUCUGUUGUCCCUGGAGUCGUCACAAAUCAAAAAGUUAAACAUUUUCAGUACGCACUGGGCCACAGCGAAUCAAUGGGAAUAUCAACCGGAAGUGGCAGUAUCGCGUGUAUUGGGAAUGUUCACUGCGACCAAGGUAGUGGAAGUAUUGAAAUACAGGAUGCACAAAUGCCCGCCAUGGAGAAGCCUACGAAUUUGGGCUCUGAGGAACAAAUCCAUAGCAGUGGAAUGUAUGCAGACGACCACCAACCAUGA